Molecule: messenger RNA, 99 nt
Organism: Rodentolepis nana
Lineage: Eukaryota; Metazoa; Platyhelminthes; Cestoda; Cyclophyllidea; Hymenolepididae
Source: the annotation of a GenBank genome assembly
CUGAGUUCUCUGGUAGCUCGGACGAAAUUCUCCACAAGCGAAGUUCGGUAUCUCUACAAGGCCUUCAAAAAUGUGAGUCCUCACUUAUAUAUUCAUUGA